AGUGACUGGAAAAUAUCACAGUGGUCACCAAUACCAACUAACAUUCAUUAGCAUACGAUUAUCGCCAUUAUCGUCUUCGUUCUUGUAGAGACAUAAGGCAGACAUUUUUUAGUCACACUGAGCAGUCUCCUUAAAAUAACCAGAGAGAGUGUCUCCUUCCUGAACGUGCGCCAUUCAGUAGUUAGUGAUAUUCUGGCGGAACACUCGUUUUCGUGAACCACAUCUUCGCCUAUUCCCGUUUCCAUUCGGACGUCAUGUGCCACAUUGAGUGCGACUCGACUCGAUUAUCAAUAUCGUUCUAUCAAUUUAGAAUAGACGGUCCAUGGAAUGCAUCACAAGGUGGAUCUGAAUGAUAAAUCACAUGGGAACGUUUGAAGACGUUGAGCUUGAUAAUCCCAAAGGAUUUGGAGAGGGAUUCCUUAUCUACUGAGAAUUGGAAUCAGCCUACGAGUGUGAUCGCAAAAUGCCAUCCAGCUCAAGCCUCAAAGACGUUUUAGACUAAAUACUUCAAACUUGUCCUUGGAAACAUCUGACGCUUAAGUGCAAGAUCUCCAGAAUCGGCAGAGGCUCCCAUUUUCAGAUUCAAGGGUACCUAGAAAUCAAACUAUUCAAUUUAUCUUGGUUCAAACUCGAUGAAGUCCUGACUGAACUGGGUAUUUAUUGGCGGCAAUUCUGAUCUUCAAAUCCUGGCCAAUCCUCCUUGAACAAAGCCUUUGUUUGGGAUGUUCCGGAUCAAAGGUGCCAUGCGCUACUACCGCCUUUGGAUCUACACCUGUAAUGCAGUGCUUUUCGUGAGUGUGAUGGUGUUUUUGGGAACCUCCUUGUACGUGAUCACAGACAAUCGACGACAACUCAUCUCAUCAGUUCGAUUGUAUCAACCCUCGUUCCUCUAUGCCUAUCUGGCAUUGUUCAUGCAAUCUGGUGUUGUACAGGCAAUUGGUUGCAUUGGUGCUUUGAAAUUGGACGAGCGACUCCUGAAGGCCUAUUGGCUCCUUUUGCUUGGUCUCCUCGUUGGUGAUGUGGUAGUCGGUGGAUAUUGGAUGAUCCGCUAUGAUCGGCUUUCCACCACGUUGGGAGUGGAUUUGCUUACCAAGUUCAAUACCGAAUAUGUCGACCCUAACUCCGAAUUUAGAGGCCACUUUGACGAACUUCAGCGAGAUAGCCAAUGCUGUGGCGUUUUGGGACCACAAGAUUAUAACGCCACGUGGUGGCAAAGCCGAAUUUAUGCCACCCUGGACAAAACUGACGCAGAAGAAGCUGAAUUCCGUAAAUAUGAAGAUAUUCUCUUACCUUGGGCCUGUUGCAUACCAAAUCACGACGGGCUCAAAAUGCAACCGGCCUUGGCCAAUACAAUCCGAGGACGACUUUUGGCCAAAAGUCAGGAUGAAGAGGACGAGGAGGCCAUGUUGGGCUUGGUCCCGAGUACAGCGUCGACUCCCGUGACCACUGUUCCGCCUCGCCUGCACCCCUAUUCUCCAGAAAUAAUGAUUGCCGAAGGGCCCAUUUUGGAACCAUUUGUUUGGUGUCGAUAUUCGAGCAGCUUUCGGGCUCAAUGGCAUCACCAUAGAGGCUGCCAUGAGCCGUUCAAGUACUGGCUGGACAAUAGUGCUGAUGCCUUGUUUGUCAUCGGGUUUUGCGUGAUCGGCUUUCUCAAAUUCACUUUCUUGGGUCUGCUCCGCUUUGAGAUUAAGGAGAUGAUUCAAAAGAUCAAGAUCAUACACAAUGAGAACCAGCAAAUGAACGGAGACCUAGGGAUAAUUGACUUGAAUGACAUUCCCUCGUCUUUGGAACCUACGGCACUCAUGGACGAGCCCUGUCAAGGGAGCCUGGCCUCGGGCUCACGCAAGCCAAGUCUAGAUCACGGCCAGUCCCCUAUGGGGUUGAACAUUUGUUUUCCUAAUGAAACACCCGGCCAACAACUUCUCAAUCAUUUGGGAGGCAAGGACCUCGAUUCCUCCAGUUGCAGCGCCCUCCUUGCCUCCCAGCAGUCCACUCCGCUCCAUAUUCCGGUCAACAACCACGUUGGCUUCAUUCCAGCCAAGGUGAUUGUGGCCACACCAAUCCCGAGCCUCUUGAAAGGUUCCUCCACCACGUCUUCCACGGUGAUCAGCAAUCCCAUCCAAACCUUGGAGGAGUACCACGAGCUCAGUGACGUCUGUCAGCCCACGCCAUCGCCCAAUUUCAUAACCGUGCCCAUUCCCGGACGAGGCUCCGCCGUCCAGACAGCCAUUUGACAAAGAGAACACUUUGAGGAGCCCACAGUAGUCAUUCUUCCCUCGACGGAGGUUCUUCAGAUGAGGCGGCAAUCUGAGAUGAUGGAGCUUCGCAAACGACGUAGGCUUUGGGAGCGGGCCACUACCAUCGAUGUGGGUGAGAACAUUAUCCCGGAGGAGUACGACGCCAUCAUGUCCACUUCCACUGCCGAGAGUUCCCAAUUGGAACCUCCUAAGCUGAGGCGAGGCUACUCCGUCACGUAUACCAGAUCCAAGCUGAGCCGCCAAAAGAGCAAGGAUAAGUCGAGGUCAGAAAGUCUCUCUGACGACUUAUGGCGCAGCCUCAUUCGCCCGCAACCCUUUUGGUUUCAGAAGUAAAGUGAUCGUCAAGUGAACCGAUUGAGGAGGGGGCCGGCCAGAAAGACAACCAGCCAGACAGACAGACAGAUAGACAGACCAGGUGAAAUCGCAAAGGCUGAUUAUUUUGCUGUUCCUUUGAUCUCAACUUUUGAGAGCAGACGAUGGAUGAUGGAGAUCAGGAUAACGAUAUGUUGCCUUCGAUGACGAUGCCAAGCCAGAUGGAGAAGGCAAAACAAGAUGCUUCUUCUUGUCUUCUCGGGUUCCUCAAAGAAAAUAUCCUUGUCAGAGAUCGCUCGCGUCCGCCACCGUCAGUUUGUUUAAAUGAGGCAGACCGAGAUUCGGAAGGUGGAUGUUGUUGAUCUGAUUCGUUUUCUUGUUGAACUGUCCAGUAUUCCAAAGCUGCUUUAGUAUGACUCUACGCAAAUAAAUAUAUCUAGUCUUUUCUAACA
This is a messenger RNA of Tigriopus californicus, 3022 nucleotides long. RefSeq lists its product as uncharacterized. Bases 723 to 2234 code for a protein of 503 amino acids. Gene Ontology annotation, cellular component: membrane. The transcript has 4 exons. The record is from RefSeq and is a predicted model, not a curated record. Lineage: Eukaryota; Metazoa; Arthropoda; Copepoda; Harpacticoida; Harpacticidae.